UCUGUGCUCACACACUUCAAGCACUUCCUCCAGAAGCAGCAGAGCUACACUGUGUCCUAACCGCAGCGGGUGGACUGUUCUCCCUCCCUCAGCUGCCCGCGCGCUUCCUGCUUCAGUUUGGCUCUUUAAGGAGAAUUCAGCUGUAAAUCGGUCACUGAGGAGCGAGGAAAUUUCAGUGGAAGCACCCAUGCUCAUUUGUGACUACCCAGUGAAGACAGACAUGGAGACGCCUGAACCCUUUGGCGUAAUCCUGGCCGUGCACCCACCGUACACCUCUCAGUACCCUCAGGCUUGUUACCCGUCCCACUACCCGGUGGGUUACCACCAGUCGCCCUACCGCAGCCCAGCCCGAACAGUGCCAGAUGCCGGUCGCCUGCAGUCUCAGUUAGAGCCUGUAGACCUGUCCCUGGGCAAGAAACCCUCUCCUCCCUCUCCAUCAUCCUCUUCUCCCUCAUCCUCCUCUUCUCCCUCAUCCCGGGCCACCCCUCCAUCCCCAUAUGAGUGGGGUAGUCCCAUAGCCAGGCCUCGUUCCAGCUCCAUGUCAGGAUCUGCAUCCGGCUCACCACAACCCAGGCUGCUGACCCCACCCAUGACCCUACCCUUCCCGACAGUGUUGGCCCCUAUUGUUCCCACGCCGGGACUUAUCCCUGUCCUGCCACUACUCUACCCGCCCCCUCUCCUUCCCUCUUCACUCAUGCUGUCCCCCACUACACCUGAGGACCAACAGGCCGGCACCACCAUCCAUAAAGUUCCUUCUGUGAAAUCCGAGGUCUGCCAAGAGAGCCAGCCAAUCAAAUCAGAGCCAUACCCUGAGCAUGCUCAGAACGCAUACAGCCAGGACAUUCCAUCACCGCCCAUGAGCAGGACCUACAGCGAGGGGAACACGCACUCUGUGAUCGUACACACGCGUAAGUUGGAGUCUCCAGACCCUCUGAAGAAGCGCCGCAUUCACCGUUGUGAUUUUGGAGGCUGUAAUAAAGUGUACACCAAGAGUUCACACCUCAAGGCCCACAGACGCACACACACAGGAGAGAAGCCAUACAGGUGUAUGUGGGAGGGCUGCACUUGGAAGUUUGCGCGCUCCGACGAGCUGACACGUCACUUCCGGAAGCACACGGGCGUGAAACCGUUCCAGUGUCCGGACUGCGAGCGCAGUUUUUCACGCUCAGAUCACCUCGCGCUGCACAAGAAGCGCCACCUUUUGGUCUGACAUGGAAAGGCAUCAAAGUUACUAGUAGGGUGGGAAAGGGCACCUUUUAAGAUGUAGCUGUCACAGGACAGCAGUCGGACCGCACUGUCUGCAGCAUGCAGGUGGAAGAGAUGGAGAUAAAAGGACCAAAGUGGGAGCCUGAGAGCCACCUUAUGGAACUGUUUAUAUUUCUUUCUCUCUUCCGUUUCAUUGUCUCUCACUCUCUGUGCACACAUGCUCACACAUACAGACACACAGCACACACACACACACAAGGCUUGGCGUCAGGUGGGCAUUUUUUGGGGCGAUGCCCCACCAAACAUUCAUCAUGGCCUAUUAAACCCAUUAUCUUCUACAGCAUGGGUGACUAAAAUUUGUGUGCACCGAAUAUAAAGGGUUGCAUCAAUUAACGUAGUCAUUACUUGUAUUGGCUACAUAUUAGGCUUUUUUUGUGCCAUGUGCAGUGGUGGUGUUAUGAUUGGACCUAGCGGUCAUAGGCCCACCCACAUUUGUUAUUGGCCCCCCCAAAACGAUUGCUCAAAUCUUAUUAAUACAUGAAUCAAAACCACAACUACAAAAGAACUUGCUAAGGAACAGAAAAAUUCUUUUCAACUUCAGAACAGGACAAAAGCUUAUCUUAAGACCACUACUACUGCGUAAGGACUGGAGGGGCACGACUUAUUCAAAGAUAACUGUUAUAAAAAGUGACCAAGCAGACCUUAGAACAUUCCAUUACCCUGAACACGGCACACUGGGUCUAAAGGCAUAAAUGCCAGACUAAUAGAUCAAAAUCAUAAGCAGAUUAAAGUGAGACAUUGUUGUUGACAUCAUCAGUGUGUGGACUUCACAGGGCUUUGGGUGUCAUUUGAAACUGGGCUUUAGUCCUGGCGCCGGGCCUAACACACACCCUUAAACUCUCCCACUCCCUCUUCCGCCCUCUGCUGGCCAAAGGGUGUAGUGCACGCUACAAAACCUCCUACAUGCACACACACGCCCAGGGUCAAUCCUGAAUAAUGUGAAUUUCUCUGUUUUGUUUUUUUUUAGUUUGUUUUUUUUUUCUAAAUAUUAGUCAAGAAAACCAUGUAAGUUUGUCAUUUUGUAACCGUCGUGUGUAUUAUGUAUCCAGCAUCAUCAGGAUUAGAUUUAAUCAGUGUCUUUUAUGCUUACAACUAUUAAUUUUGUAGAUUGUUUGGGUUACUAAAACAUAUUUUAAGCGGCAAGUCUAAAGCAUCAGACCGGUUCCUUUAUUAGUUUAAGAAUGGGUUUGGUUUAAGUUCAUAUCUGCAGUGCUUUGAGCCUCAAUACCAGACGCUCAUGUUGUUCCAUUGAGGCUUGUCCGUGAUUUUUGAUCUGAGUAAUAUGUAAGUACUGUGUACUGUACCGUAUCUAUGCAACUCUUAUUGCACAUCAGUCGCAGUUUCAUGCAAAUCCAGGUGCGGAUAGAGUGACAGUUGGGUGUCAUGUGGACUUAAAGGAAUACUCCAGAUGUUUAGACCUAAAGUCUGUCUGCUACCUCUGUAGAACAUGGUCGAUUACCACUGGCAAUGAUUUGGAUACCAAACUCAAAAGAACAGAAAAGAACCAAAAAAUGACUCUCCAACCACGCCCAUUACACAGGUCAAUGGGCAGCGGCUGUUGGGUUCUCCUAUAAGCUUAUUUUGAUCCAUCACAAUGAACAACUCAUGGAUAUUAGGUUGAAAUAUGAUGGAGUAUUCCUCUAAAAUAGUGGUCCCAGGAUGAGGACCACAUGUAAUGGCCGCUAAGGGCCUAAUUUGUUCAAACAUCAAGUAGCAAUAUCCUGCAGAUUAGCCUACACAGUUGCUUAAACAGUUAGCUGCUAUUAUAUAGCAUAUAGACAGGGGGAGAAGUGGCUUUAUUUAAUUGAGGUUUGUUAUAGUGGUAGAUUUGAAUUGUUGGCAAUAUUUGAAAUCAUAAUGAUGCAUGAACGCUGGGUUGUUGAGGGCUGGCAUGCCUCCCUUUGAUGGAAGCUUUGGGGGGCAGUAUGAAUUUCUUCAAAGAGCAAGUUUGUAUUUACUGCUAAAUGUGAACCAUUUAAAAGGGGCAUUAUGGUAAAGGAACAAGUUCGUCUUGGUUAUGGGUAAUGUAGUUUUUAGUCGUCAUUUGCUUAAUGAGGAAUUUCCAUGACGUUUCUGCAUAUUUAAUAUGUAAAAUGUAAACAAACUCAUUCAGAGUAAUUUGAUGAAUGCUCUAGAGGCAGAAGUGUUGGAAACCAGACGUCUACCUCUAAAUCACAGAAACCUAUCACAGGAAGUGUCUGAGACAUUUGUGAACAAUAGUUUUGAGAUAAACUUUUGGCCUAAAACUUUCUUAACUAUUGAUACGUGGUGGAGCGGGAAACGCAGGGGGUUCUACGGCAAAAUAGUCCUCAAAGAAAAGAGGUCCUCUGGUCAUUAAAUGGCUAUGUGUGUGACCCCUGGUUCCUAUCACCACCACUGUAAACAUCACAGUCAGAGUCUGUAUGUUUGUCUGCAAUGGACCAUUUCACAUCAAACCACUGUGAAUGACUUUUUUUACAUCUGAAACCACUGAAUUACUCAGAAAUUGAGAAAAAUCAGCGGGAUUCCUCAUUGAGACACUUUGCAAGGCAUUCCGGAAGACAUGGACCAGGAUGCCGCUUUCUAUCUAACCUUUGAAAAAUCACAGUGAUAUGACUGUUGUGUAGAGAGUGAACUGAAACGUGGAAAUGUGCACUUUAACCUGAUUUGAUGGACACAUAUCCAUUAGGAUGUCGAAUGCUUAAACCAGGGAGGUCAAGCCAGGCUCCCGGAGGGUCAGAGUCCAGCAGUGUUCAAUGAUAUCACUGCUAAAAAAGACCUGAUUCAACCAAUCUCUUCAAGAGGGUCGGAUUUAGUAGUGUCCUAGGAGUAGUGAGGCCCUCAAGGACCCAGGUUGGGCCCCCCCAAGUUUAAAGGAAUACUUUAGCAUUUUUCAAUCUAAUCUCUGUCUGCUGCAUCUGUAGUGUACAGUGUGUUACCACAGACAGUAACUUUGACGCAUGUUCCUGUGUUUAGAAAAGAACACAAAACCCAGUUACUCGAAACUCAUUAAUAACAGAAGCCAAUGGGCAGUUGCUAAAUUCUGCGAAUAAGCAUGUGAAAUAUGUGACAAUUGAAAACAAAAUGUCAAAGUUCAGCUGUAAUAGUACAGGAGAUGGCGUAUACUAGAUAGUAGAUAUAAUAGAUAGUCGAGACGUCUUACUAAAGCUGUUCUUUAGACGUUUUAUCCCAUUUUCAAAGACUAGAGCAACAAAGGUGAGAAGAAGUCCCGGUGACUUUCCAUAAGCUUGUGCAGUAUUUACAUUAAUCAGACAGAGCCUGUGGAAAGUCACACCCAUAUGAAUAGUAUCUGAAAGAAUUCACAGCUUAAUUUAAGUAUUCAUGAUUUUUGAUAUGCUAAUUACAUGUUUAGCAUAAAUGUUUACCACUGGAAUUUAGCAGCUGCCCACUGGCCUCUAUUAUAAGUGACUUUAGAUUCAUAUUUUUAUUCAUGUUUGGUGCUACAAGGAAACAUGUAGAGGUUGCUGUCUGUAGUAAUGAUGGAAUAAACACAGCCGUGUGCAAAAGUUUGGGCACCCCGGUCAAAUUUUAUGUUUUGCUGUAAAAGUGAUUGUAAGGCACUAUUAUAACAUAUUGAGGGGGGAAAAUUAACCAUAGAAUGCCUUGAUAAAGCACACUUGUGCUAUUGUACAAUAAAAGUUUCAGGAAAAA
Molecule: messenger RNA, 4917 nt
Organism: Pygocentrus nattereri (red-bellied piranha)
Lineage: Eukaryota; Metazoa; Chordata; Actinopteri; Characiformes; Serrasalmidae
Gene: klf3
Product: Kruppel-like factor 3 (basic)
Exons: 7
Coding region: 188-1210 (340 amino acids)
Biological process (GO): regulation of transcription by RNA polymerase II
Molecular function (GO): RNA polymerase II cis-regulatory region sequence-specific DNA binding; DNA-binding transcription factor activity, RNA polymerase II-specific
Source: RefSeq, a predicted model, not a curated record